Molecule: messenger RNA, 7164 nt
Organism: Trichomycterus rosablanca
Lineage: Eukaryota; Metazoa; Chordata; Actinopteri; Siluriformes; Trichomycteridae
Gene: adgrd1
Product: adhesion G protein-coupled receptor D1
Exons: 25
Coding region: 122-2776 (884 amino acids)
Biological process (GO): adenylate cyclase-activating G protein-coupled receptor signaling pathway; cell surface receptor signaling pathway
Cellular component (GO): plasma membrane
Molecular function (GO): G protein-coupled receptor activity
Source: RefSeq, a predicted model, not a curated record
UGCGUUUUGUUCGUUGAAACAAUUACCAGCGCGAUGGCUCGUGCACGUUUGACGUUUCAAAUAUUUAAAUUCUAACGGUUCUAACGGUUUUAACGGUUAAAAUAAACAUCAGUAAUAAACGAUGGACUUUUUGUACAAAGUGUUGAACUUCUCUACUUUAUUCGGCGUCCUCAAGGUACUUGGUGACAACGCUGAACCGUCCAAGCAUCCAGGCCUUGAUGUGCUGGCCACAGCCUCACACUACUGGCCGCUGGAUGAAGUAGACGGGAUCCCCAGCCUGCACGACCAGAUUGGAAAUAGAACAGGUCAUAUAAAUGGGACUGCUAUAAAGAUCGUAGAAGGGGUGUUAAACAAAGGCAUUUACCUAAAUGGAGCCUCUGGAGCCACCUUUCUUCAUUUCGGAAAUUACAGGAACUCCUGCAUUAGUGACCCCACUCUGUGUGGACCGCAGGGAAUUACAUUCUCCUUCUUCUGGAAGAACCAAGAGUCACGGUCUAGCUUUGCAGUGACAUCUGGAGGGAAAAUCAUCUCCAACGGCUUCUCUGUGUACACUAACUCUUUGGGGGGAUACGUGGAGUUCUACACCAGAGGAAACUCCCACCGCUGGAAAGCUAAUAUUAAAUUGCCAGGCCCUUACUGGACACACAUUCUUUUUACUUGGACCCUGAAAGACGGCCUGAAGAUCUACAUCAACGGCACAUUUAACAUCAGUGAUGAAAAAGGCAGCGUGUCUGAGAACUACGGUGAUGUGUACAAUGACUUGGUCAUCGGGACCGGACACAGCCACAUCUAUGGGCAGUAUGUGACUGGAGCGUUUGACGAGUUUGUCAUUUGGGAGAGAGCACUUUCACCCAAAGAGAUCUUGCUUUACUACAAAGCAAGCAUCGGCAAGGAUGUGAGUUUUGCUCCAACUACUGAAACUCCCACGUCCACUGUGCACACAACAACAGACACUGAACAACAGGCAGUUACAUUGUCACCACACCCCACCAUUUCUGACCCCACAAAGGACAUUCAGGACUCAGUGUCCAUGCCAAUGCUGGGCUUCCUACAGUCUUUGCCCUUCAGUCUGCCCAACAAGACUAUAACUCAGGACAUGGCUCACAACCUGACACAGUCAGUUUUAAAGAGUGUUGAUGAAGUGAUGUCCUCCAGCAGCUGGCGAACAGACGAGGAGUGGACUCCUGUGGUCAGUGGACUCAUUGACACUGUGGACAAAGUCAUGGGGCACAUGGUGACCAACGUUGACGCUAAACCAGAUUCUCUUUUCACCAUUGGUGGAAAGAGCUACGUUGCAGAUUACUCUCUAAUGAAGAUUCCUCAAAACUACAACAUGCAGAGCUACAGAUUUCCCACACUGGGCAAGAACUACAUCUCAGUGCCAGGAGAGGCCUUCACCACUGAGUCUCAGACCACAAUUGUUGGCUUAUUUUACCACAACAUGCACAACUUCUACAAACAGAUCAGCCCUCUAAGAACCAGGAUCAGUGCGGCGGUAGAAUUUAAGGACUACAAAAUACAGGUGGCCAGCUAUCUGAUCUCCCUGAAAGUGGAGCCCUCUCCUGUCCUCUCAGUCAACCUGUCUUCAGAGCCACUCAUCAGGAUCAUGCUAACACACCAACUGAGUGUCGACCAACAACUUCAGGCCAUUAAUCAAAGCAACAAGGUCUUCCUCUACUGUGCCUUCCUCGACUACAGUACUAAGGAAGGUGUUUGGUCCAAUGAGGGCUGUUUGAGAGCUGGAGGAAACCUUUCCUACUCUGUCUGUGUGUGCAAUCACUUAACCAACUUUGCCAUCCUAAUGCAGGUUGUUCCUAUCGAGCUCACUAAAAGUCAUCAGGUGGCUCUUUCUACCAUCACCUAUGUGGGCUGCUCCAUCUCCAUCUUCUGCCUUGCCAUCACCCUCGUUACCUUUGCCAUACUCUCGUCUGUAAGCACCAUCCGAAACCAGCGAUACCACAUUCAUGCCAACCUGUCUUUUGCCAUUCUGGUGGCCCAGAUCCUCCUGCUGAUCAGCUUUCGUUUUGAGCCCGGGACGAUGCCCUGUAAAGUGAUGGCUGUGCUGCUUCACUUCUUCUUCCUGUGUGCAUUUGCCUGGAUGCUGGUAGAGGGGCUUCAUCUCUACAGUAUGGUGGUCAAAGUGUUCGGCUCCGAGGGCAGCAAGCACUUCUACUACUACGCCAUCGGCUGGGGGUGCCCACUGGUCAUAUGUGUGGUGUCCAUAACGUCAUCACUAAGCAGUUACGGAGAAGUUGGAAACUGCUGGCUGUCUCUGAAGAAUGGAGCUAUAUGGGCGUUUGUGGCUCCUGCUCUGUUUGUCAUUAUGGUGAACAUUGGUAUUCUUAUUGCUGUGACGAGGAUCAUCUCCAGAAUCAGUGCAGAAAACUACAAAGUUCAUGGUGAUGCCAACUCUGUCAAGCUCACUGCUAAAGCUGUAGCAGUCCUCUUGCCUAUCCUGGGCAUCUCCUGGAUAUUUGGCGUCCUGGCUGUGAAUGAUCACUCCCUUCUCUUCCAGUACAUGUUUGCUGUCUUUAACUCCCUGCAGGGCUUCUUCAUCUUCCUUUUCCACUGUCUGCUAAACUCAGAGGUGAGAGCUGCUUUUAAGCACAAAACCAAGGUGUGGUCACUGACCAGCAGCUCCAUGCGCAAUAUCAACGCUAAGACUUUCAACUCUGACAUCAUGAACGGAAACAGAGGAGGUGUGUGUCCGACAAAGAUGAACACCUGGGACAAAAGCAGCAACUCGGCUAAUCGCAUCGACCUUUCAGCCGUCUAAGAGUAAACAGCAAACAAACAAAGACCCACAAACGGACAAUAAAAACAAACAAACACCAUGCUGGCUCGACGGUUUUAUUAAGUUCUCACCGGACGUGAGAAGGACGACGUAGAGACUACAGAUGAUAGCCGAUGUCGCUCUGUCCCACUGACACCGCUCACUUUGUGAAGAUGAACAGUUUAGAGCCAUAAUAGGUCACAGAUGAAAACACAAGAGUCGUUGUGUUGGAUCGGUUUGCUCUGUGUUGUACUUGUAACUCCAGUCACUGCUGGAUUCCACUGCUGUCGAUUACUUGACGCUAACUGUGAUGGGAUUCGUCUCGCUCGAGCAGUUUUCUUUAAUACUGCCACACUCAGCUCUGUUCGACUGAUUAGAUGGAAUAAAACUCACAUCUGGGUUAUUUAGAGGCAGUUUUGUUUUAGGAUUUUCCAUCCUGAAGACAUCUGAGCAUCGUGCUGGCAAGAUUUCAUGGAAAAGACAUUCCCGCCUCAGCGGACAAAUAUGUAGAUUUCUACUGCUGUGUGUCCUGAUCCUUCACUGAGAGGGAAAAUUUAACAGCUUCACUUUUUCUCAUUGAUGUGAUGCUAUGUUUUGUGCUGUCACUGACUGUCUGAAUGUUGGUUUAAGUGAAGCUUAAUAGUCUCUCCAGGUCCAACUUUUACUCUGUUAAAACUGGAGUCUGUCUGUUUUUUCUGAAACAUUCACUUUUAAAAAUGUAUUUAAGUUUGAGACAUUUGCAUUAGAAACAAAACUUUUACGUUGGGUGGCGUUGAAACAAACAGGGUGUGGCUGCACUCAAUUUCAGUGCGAUUUGAAGCCACAUUUUGGCAUGAAAUCUUGUUUAGAGAGAGCGACCGACCUUCUGAGACUAACAGCUUACUAACAAUUCAGCUAUAUAAGUACAUUAUAAGCAGUGGUCACACUGGAUUAUUUACUGUAAUAAAGCAGAAAGGUCAGCUGACUGGACGACUGUAAUAUGUGAAUCCGUAGUGUCAGGGUUAGCUUGUAGUUUAGUAUGUUUUAUAGCAGUAACGACAGGGUAAAAAAGCUCUGGCAUAAUCACUAUUUAAUAAAUAAAGUUUAUUCAGUUUAUUCAUUUAUUUCAUGCUUUUUUUACCCUUGUUGUGUAACCGUAUCCAGUGUGACUACUGCUCCAUGUCCAGCAUGCACAUAAGACUGCACAUGCACCAUUAUUAGGCUAAUAUCAGGUUAUGAGAGAGUAGAGUGAACAAAGGUUAAGUGGUUACAUGUCUUAAAAUGUCUUCUUUUUAAGACCUUUGGACAUAAAAACAUUGUUCACUGCCACUGGCACCUUUAACUAAAACAACCUUUUUGUCUUUUGGCUCCUCCUGUAUAUCAGGGUCGCCACCGCAGAUCUGGUCUGUAUACCAAACUAGGCACAGUUUUAAAGUUAUGAACCAAAGCUUUAAAUACUCAUGUACGCUCAUGCCAGGCAAUUAAGUCAGCAUGUUUGUUUGUUUAUUAGGAUUUUAUCGUCAUGUUUUACACUUUGGUUACAAUCAUGACAGGAACGGUAGUUACUCAUUACACAAGAUUCAUCCGUUCACAAGAUAAUGUCGAACACAGUUUAGUGUCUCCAAUCACUUGCACGUCUUUGGACUGUGGGAGGAAACCGGAGCUCCCGGAGUAAACCCCGCCGACACGGGGAGAACAUGCAAACUCCACACAGAAAGGACACGGACCGCCCCACCUAGGGAUCCAACCCAGGACCUUCUUGCUGUGAGGCGACAGUGCUACCCACUUAGCAUGUGCUAAACUUACCUAAACAAUACGUCAUGUUAUACAGCAGCUGAAAUAUUUUUGUUUUGAUUGUUCCAUUUGUGAUAAAGUGUCAAGUUAGGCAGAUAUUUUGCCAACAUUUGUGCCCAGCAGAUAAAGUCUUAUGUCAGAUGAGAGGCGGCAUGAAGGCACAUUAAUAAUCUAGAUUUGUUCUUGUUCUUGAGAUGCUGCUGUAUAAGUCAGAUAAAUGUAAACAGGAUCAGGGUUGAGUGGGAUAUUUUGAAGGGAAAACUUAUUUUUCUUUCUUUAUUAAUCGUUUUCUUCCUGGUCAGGGUUGCUGCACCACACAAACAUGUUCUAAGUACUAUCUAUUCGAAAUGUAUUUUACACUAAAUACAAAUACUUCAUUGUGGUGAUGCGCAACCCGGCAUGAUACAUGAUUUACCUUCCUACAGUGAUGUGAUGAUAGAAACAGUGUUUAGAGCUGAGCAGUUGAUGUGAUACUGGAUUCUGCUAAUCUGCCACUUUUAAGCUUUUAAUUGUUGGUUUCCAGAUUAGUUUGUACAAAUAAGACAUUAAACUGUUACAUGGCUGACGUGGUUCCUUUAGUCUAAAUAAGAAGUGCUAAUACAAAUCUUAACUCUUGUGUGUUUGCACAGAUUUACUUUGGCUUCCCUCCAACAGCAAAUCAUUUCAAGUAAAUGUCAAGUGCUUCAGCCAUUGUUCUGGUUUGUUCAUGUGCUUUUGUGCACUGUAUUAAAAUAUUUAGGGUAUUUCACAGCAUUUCACAUCAGACCUGUUUAAACUGUACAGAUGCACACAGAUCAGCUUAAUAUGUGCUAAUAAUCAACAAAUCAGUGUUAAAAUAAAAAGUCAGUGUUCCUGUUCUACUUUCUAAUAUAAUACUGCAGUAGUCGACUUGUAUCAUAGUUAUUUAUAGAGUUAAAUUAUAUCAUUUCAAGCUCAUUUGUGAUUCUUAUUGUUUUGGAUUCUGUACUGUCUCUGUCUGGCUUUCAUUUAACUGCUUGAUUAUUGAUGCUUGUCUUUGGUAACAUGGUUUCUCCUGUAAUUGUUCUACUUUGCGCCCCCUUGCUUUUGAAGCCCUGUUUGGUUAAAAUUAUUUUUUGGGGGGACCUGGAAUAAUUCUACCUUUACUGGUGUAUUAUUGAUGAUUUCAAUGAGUAUCUGCUUUGUGAGUUUUUUCUGAUUAGGCUUUUUAUUAUUUUAUACUCAGUUUUUUUUUUUUUAUUUGACUGCUGCUAUAUUUUUUUUAAAUUGUGAUAGUACGACUGGGGAUUAAAACCUUGAAUCCUAGAUAUAGUGGGCUAGCGUGAUUAACCGUUACAUGUAUGCAUUUGUUGUUGAUUUUGUGGCAGAUCUGAUUUGCAAGGUUAAUAAAACAGAUUUCCAUAGAUUAAAACAUUUUUAAAACAUUUAAAACAUUUUUCUCCCUGUAAGUAAUAGUUUCUUCACAUCAGUGCACCAAAACAGUUGUUUUUUAAUCUUAAAGAGCUCAUAUCAGUGUGAGAUCCCAAAACAAUUCAAAUAAGAUGCUGCCAAAUGAGUGAUUAUAAAUGAUCCAGUAAUGGAACAACAGUUCAUUCAUUUCUUUUUUAGCAAUUCCGAUUUCAGGUCCGGUUUCACCGAGAAACACUGGGCACAAAGCAGAGAGGGUGCCAGUCCAUCAAAUGGCUUCGGCCACCCUUCCUCAGGCUGAUAGAUAGUUCGCAGGAUAGUUUAACAGACAACUGCUCCACUUGAGCGCUUUGUAGAAACAGUCACAUAUUAAAUUAGUAUACAAGUUUGUAAAUAUUAAACAAAAGCAUUAAAAGUUAAUUAUGACCAUUUGCUUGUUAUUAUUGGGCUCUAGCAGUGGAGUGACUUGUUUUAAUACAUGAUCAAGUAAACAAGCAUUUUAUUUUACUGUUUAAAAUAAAAAAUCAAUCAGCUACAAACGUUGCUGUUGAUGCUGAUGAGAUUAAAUCAUUUUAGAACAGGGUUAGUCCAUGAUUUCCAAGUUUUGUAUUACACUCUAGCUAAUUCUAAGUUUAUGGGUUUUUUUCUUUUUUGCUUCCUUUCUUUCUGCCUGGUUUAUGAGUAUGAAUCGCCUCUGGCUUUGCUGUCGGUUUGUGUUCUGAUCCCUUGUCGGGUGUAAUUUAAAAAAACUGGAAUGCUCUUAUAAACAGAUGCAUUGCAGCUUUUCUUUUUUUCAGAUUUCUUCAUUAAUUCAUUCCUGGACUUGUUUUCAGUGAAGCUUAAGGAAAUGCUAAUAUUUUUCUUUCGUUUAUAAUAUACAGUAUUUAUACCAUGAUCACGUGGACUGAUUGGAAAAUGCAGCUGGAAUGGUACAGAACUUUAGUACUUUAGCUGUUUUGAUGGACACUAUAUGGCUAAACUAUAGAACAGAUAUAAACAUGAUACCGAUGUUGUAGUAAUGUAUUAUAUGAAAGUGUCAUUGUAUUUUGUGUGUGUCUGUGUGUGCACCACAGAGCUGUUUGUAAAACUAAUAAUGUGAGUCAGAUGUUUUCUGUGAAGUGUUUCUUGUUACACACAGUGUCACUUUCUGUAGUACAAAGUUGUAUUGUGAACUCGACAAAGAAAGGGAGACUUCACUCUUAUUGUAAGAAUAAAGCAUACAGUAUGUAUAA